AUGGCUUCAAGUGAUUCGGUUCGUGAUAUGUCAAGUAAAUUCGCAAAGUUGGAAAAGUUCGAAGGUCAAGACUUUAGGAGACGGAGAAAAAAGAUGCACUUUCUGCUUACAACUUUGAAGGUCGCUUAUGUGCUCUCUACUCCCUUUCCAAAAGAGGUGGAGAAUGAACCAAUUGAUCAAACCAGGAAAAGACUCAAGUGGGAAAAUGACGAUUAUAUUUGUCGCGGUCACAUACUCAACGGAAUGUCGAAUGCACUGUUUGAUUUCUACCAAAACGCAGAAUCGGCAAAGCAAUGUUGGGAUUCACUCGAAACUAAAUAUAUAUGGCCGAAGACGCUUCAAUAUAAUGAGUUGUUACACAUUUUGGGUCAAUUUUCACAACCCGAUAUGAACAUGGAUGAGUCGAUUGUUGUUUCUACAAUAAUUGACAAAUUUCCACCUUUGUGGAAAGAUUUUAAACAUACCCUAAAACUGGAAGAGUUAUCUUUGGUUCAAUUGGGUCAUAUCUGUAUUGAGGAGUCACUUCGGGUUCAAGAAGAUGACAAAACCAAAGGAAAAACUCAAGUAUCAUCAUAUGUUAAUGUUGUUGAACAUGAUGGGAAACCCGGGAAGUUUAACAAAUUCAAAAAUUAG
Messenger RNA from Helianthus annuus (common sunflower), 633 nucleotides. RefSeq lists its product as uncharacterized. The coding region runs from base 1 to 633 and encodes 210 amino acids. Lineage: Eukaryota; Viridiplantae; Streptophyta; Magnoliopsida; Asterales; Asteraceae. The transcript has 2 exons. The record is from RefSeq and is a predicted model, not a curated record.